Messenger RNA from Adineta ricciae, 960 nucleotides. The record is from the annotation of a GenBank genome assembly. NCBI's taxonomy places the organism in Eukaryota, Metazoa, Rotifera, Eurotatoria, Adinetida, Adinetidae.
AUGAGUGCGAAACGAAGUGCUGUCUGCUACUUAACUCGAGUUCCCGACUCCGAAACGAUCGAAUUUGCCGAACAACUUGCACGAGACUCACGGUUAGCAUCCAAUGUCGACGUUUACAUUAUGGUUGACGACAACAAUUAUCAAAUUCCAUCGAAUUCACCUGUUCGUUUCAUCCAAGUUAAUAAUCAAGAAUGUCUCGCGAACGGUUAUCAUUCGUCGAACAAACUGGAAAUGAAUAAAGAUUGUAUUUCUUGGGAUAAGGCAAUUUAUUACUUUUGUCGAGUGAAACAAAGCGAUUAUUCAUUUGUUUGGUUGAUUGAAGACGAUACAUUUAUUCCCUCAGUUGAUGCUUUCGUUUUUCUACAUGAAAAGUAUUCUAAAGAUGGAUGCGGAGAUUUGAUUUGUCAAAAGAACGAUGAAAAUCUUCACGGAGAUACAUCAGGAUGGAAAUGGGCUGAUGUUGUCGGCAAAUUUUACCCACCUUGGUACCAUUCCAUGGUUUGUGCGAUUGGUUGCAGUCGAAGCCUACUAGAUGCCAUUGCAAACUAUGUUCAACAACGACAUUUCCUUCCCUUUAUAGAAUAUAUGUUCAAUACAAUAGCUAUGCAGAAUCGUUUGAAAGUAAUCAAUCCGCCUGAAUUGAAUACGAUCGUUUUUCGAGAAAAUUGGACAUGGGAAAAUGUUCGACAACGACCAAAUAAUUGGUUUCAUCCUUUCAAGAACGAACAUAUCCGACGAGAAAAUCGACAAAAAUUGUGCAAUGCUUGGCAACCACCUACACAAAACGUGGAUUAUGCAGCAAAUGUGGCACAUCAACAUAACUAUCCAUAUCAAGGUCAAAUGCCACAAUAUCCUUAUUUUAUGGAGUCUUCACAAGCUGGACAGCCACCAAAUGGCGGGAGUGUCGUUUCAUCUUUAGUUUAUCGCCCGAACGCCCCUCCGCCAUAUCCACCGCAUUGA